This is a messenger RNA of Cooperia oncophora, 720 nucleotides long. The record is from the annotation of a GenBank genome assembly. Lineage: Eukaryota; Metazoa; Nematoda; Chromadorea; Rhabditida; Trichostrongylidae.
AUGACGAAAAUCGUUUGCUCAGCGUUCAUUUUCGAUUUCGUCGUCCCAGAUUUUGCCGUCCGCGAAGUCGGUGUAAGAGGUAUGCGACACCUAUUUAUAUUAAUUCUCCUUAUACGUAUAUCCUUCGAAAAAGAGUCGCCAUGCAAUCCCUUCUAUGUUCGGUGGCCUCGAGUUCGGCUAAAUUUCAAGCCAGUCGCUAACGCACGGCUGUCACUUCGUGCAUGUGAGAAUGCAUGCUCGCUCGGUGAAGACCCACAAAUGCCAGGCCGAUUAUUGGAAUGUGCUGCUUUGAACCACCACCCGUCGCCUGAUGGUUAUGCCCAUCAUUGUGACGUCUUUCAACCACAUCAGCUUCAAAAUGUGGAUGGCUACGUGGAAGCAGACGAUCGCUACUCUUUCUACUGGAAGUAUUGCCUCAACACAACACGUAAAUGUGGAGGAGAGUACGCCUUUACCUAUCAUUCUGACCGCUAUAUGGACGCACGAGAUGUAACUCGAGUAGUUAAGAAAGGCAGUUUAGAAGAGUGCCUCGUCGAAUGCCUUGAUGAGAAAACUGUUCCGUGUCGCUCGAUUUCAUUCAAUCGGACAGAUGGUGGAUGUCACGUAUCAGCGGAUAGUCAGCUCACUAAACCGCAAGCAAUCCACCUUAACAAUAACCCAAAUUUCCGAAUUGAUUACUACGAAAACAACUGUUACAACUGUAAGUUAUGUGAUAAGUAA